GUGAACACACUGUAAGAUGCAGGGCGCUCUCUCCAACAGGAUCUGCCACCUCCCAGCUCAGAGGCGCGUCGUUCCGCAGAUAGUAACUUUACGCACUUCACUCUAAAAGGGCACUUCGUCUGACGGUCGAUACGCUGUUAGCUUCCCACAAACUGCCAGGGGAAAGCUCUGCAGGACUCAAAAAAGGCUACAUUGAGCAUACACUCAGCAGCUCAGGAAUAGCAGACUGGGGAAAACUCCACAUCUGCAGCUCGUGUUAUUUUCCGAUUUCCCCCCAGCCUCUAACAGUCUUCCCCGUUCUCUCUCUCACUCGGGAGGCCGGCUGCAAACCAUCUUCGGCCGAGGAACCUGGACCAAGAGCCGAUCUGAAAGCCCUCAGUCCUGGAAGCUGAAAGAGUGAGCAAGAUCAUGUGACAUCACAUGGUAGGCUGUGUCUCAUCAACAUAUCGCACAAUCAGAUUUGACCUCUUAUCCUGUGAGAUCUCUGCAACAAGUCCCUGAUCAUCGUUAGCUUUCCUGCUCCUCUGAUGCUGCUUGAUCUGCUGUGUUCAUCCAGCUCUACACCUUGUUAUCCCUGAUCAUCGUAUUAGUUUCCUAUUCCUAACUGGUGUCAGGAUUCGGGCUCUUACUCCCCACCUUUCCGCUGAACGAUGAAUAAUACGAUAGAGGACUCCACAAUACAGAUGCUCAACAACACUAUGAUGCAUUACACCUUGCCAAUGAUCUAUCUGGGCAUCUUUAUUAUCAGCACUCCCCUGAACACCAUCUCCCUGUGGCUCCUCUGCUGCCACAUGUGGCCCAGAACUCCCACCAUGAUCUUUUCCAUCAACCUGGCCAUCAACGACCUCCUGUACAGCUUGACGUUGCCCUUUCAGAUCGCCUACCAUUGGAACCGGAACAACUGGCUGGUUGGUGAGGCACUCUGCCAACUGGUGACCGUUCUCUUCUACAGCAACACGCACUGUUCCAUCCUGACGGUCAUGUGGAUAAGUGUGGAGCGUUACCUCGGCAUCGUGCACCCCUUGCACAGCUCUCACCUCCGCACGGUGAAAACCGCCACCGUACUCUGCCUGCUCAGCUGGUUGUUUGUCCUCAUGGUCCAUUUGCCCCUGAUGUACACCAAGCUGACCUAUGGCGUGCUGGAUCUGCAAAUCAUCACCUGCUUCGAUAUCAUUCCCCGCAAUAUGUUUCCCGCUGUUUAUUAUUUUUACCUGUACUACUCAGCACAGAUAUUUCUGUUUUUCCUUGUUCCAUUCGUGGUCAUGACACUGUGCUACUCAAGGAUUAUUAGGACCCUGCUGAAGGCACCAGCAGCUCAAAUUAAAGAGUCGAGGAAGCAGAUUGUCUAUUUGACCAUUGUCGUGUUGCUUGCUUUUGCCAUCUGCUAUCUCCCCACUCAGAUAAUCAUGAUCGUACAUUUCGUCCGCUCCUACCAGAAGAGACCCAUCUACAUCCUGUAUAAGUUCUCCCUGACUCUGAACAGCUUAAACGGCUGCUUUGAUCCCUUGCUGUACUACUUCGCUUCGAAAGAGUUUAGACGGAAGGUCCAGAAGCUUCUGCCUUGCAUCCCCAUGGACGACUGCGACAAGACGUCGAGUAACAUCGCACUACCUCUAGCUGCUCAGGGCAGUCAGUAAGUUGGGUGCUCCUCGGGGCUCAUGAUUAUGACGGCCUUCACUUCUAUCAAAAGCAUUCCAUCCCUCAGACCACCGGCGAGAGGUGGGAGGGAGGGGGCAUUACUGUCAAUCGAGCUACGCAAGAAGAGCAGUGUGUGAAUACACGGCAUUGUGAAAUGUAAAUGAAACCAGGCAGAAUGUGUGGCUUGUGUUGCGGAAACACAGGUAGAUGUUCCUCAGGCAAAUCUCAAGAAGUCCACUCCAUCCAGCUUUGCUCUUACCAGUGGAAGCAUAUAUUUAGCGUUUAGAGAGACAGAGCAGGAAAGGUUCACCAGAACGAUCCUGGCAUGGUGGGAUUGUCCGAUGAGGCAGGAACGAGGAGACAAGGCCUAUAUUCUCUAGAGUUUAGAAGAAUGAGAAGUGAUUUCAUUGAAAUGUAGGAAAUUCUUUCAAGACUUGACAGUACAUGCAGAGAGGACGUUUCUGCUGGUUCAGAGUCUAGAACCAGGGGUCACAUUUUCCAUAUAAGCGAUUGGCCAUUUAGGACUGAAAGGAGGAGGAAUUUCUUCAGAGGCUGGUGAAGCUUAGAAACUCUCUCAUCCUUCAGUGGGCUUUGGAGGCUCAGCCAUUGAGUAUAUUCAAGAUAGAGAUCCAUAGAUUCCUAGAUGUUAAAGAUAGCAAGGGAUAUGGGAAUAGUGCGGAAAAAAUGAGGUAAAAGAUCAGUUAUGAUCUACUUCAACAUCAUAGCAGGCUUGACGGGCUGAAUGGCCAACUUCUGCUCCUAUUUCUUAUGUUCUGAAGAAAAAUGUGCCUCUUGCCCCUUCUUAUCUGGUUGUGAAGACCUGCUAAAGAGAGAGACUCCAUCAUCUACAGCAUGUUUUUCACCUCCACCAGCUUUACAUUCCACUAAAAUAAAGCUAAUAUCUUGAAAUUAUUCCUCCUGCAAAUUCCCAUUGUUAUGUAUUUAUUUAUUUAAUGGUUUGGUUUCCAAUAUGCUUUAUGGGCUGAAAUCUCUACCCACAAGGUGAAAGCUGGCAAGCAUUGGAAAGGAAAAGUGAUGGAUGGUUAUGAUAGAAGAUUUAGAUGAGGAAAGUUGGCUCAAGUGGAGUAUAAUUACUAGCAUGGCAUAGUUGGGUCAAAGGGCCUGUUUGUAAACCAGCUAUCCAAUAUAAUCCAAACAAAGUGGCACAAAGAGUUGGUGGCAUCUACAAAUCAGCUGAUAACUGAUCUACAACAGGCUGUCCCAAUGCAGUGAGGGAAGAAAUUGGUCCUGUUUUCUUCACUAAUAUGCUUGAAUUGCACUCCACUAUUUGAGUAACUUUAUUUUAAUUUGCAGGCGUGUGGUGAUAGAAGAGGGAAGAUUGGCACCACAGUAAUGUGUGACAGUGUGGUAGUAAGACAGUGGUGUUGUGGUAAUGUCGCACUGGGUAGGGUAAUGUGCAAGGCCCAACCAUUUCGGCUGCUCCAUCAAUGACCAAUGGUCUUCCAAGGGAUGGCGUGGACUCGACGGGCUGAAUGGCCUGCUUCCACACUAUGGGGAUUCUAUAAUUCAAGACGUUGGACACCAUCCAGGACAAAGUAGCCAUCUUGAUAGACUUCCCAUCACCACUUUCAGUAUUCACUGUCUCGACCACUGAAGCAGAAUGGCAGCUAUUUGUGUCAUGGUGUGCUUAGAGACCAGUUUUUUUUUUAAUUUGAAUGUAGAAAAAGCUCAAGAUUCCUGGUAUUGACUAAACAAUUAAAACCGAAAGAUUCCACAGAUUUUUCCACAUAAAAUAAAAGUUACCACACAAAGAAUAGCAAAACAAUCUACAACAAUUCUAGAACUCAUAAUCUAACUACCAGAAUUAACAUGAGGUAAAUAUGGUUAACAGACAGACUCUGGUGGAAGACACCACAGACUGUGUCAAGUAGCAUGUGUGGUCAAGACAGGUCCCACAACUCCUCCCCAAACAUUAGUGAUCUGGUAUGCCACCGAUCUCAUUAAAAGUAUUGACUCAUUUAGAAGGAUUCCAGUACUUCACUUUCAAAAGUGUAGCCAUGGCACUCCCUCAAUAGCUGUCUGGUCAUGGACUGCCUCAAUAGGUGCUCACAUCCUGGUAUUUCAAUCAUUGCUCAAAACUGCUUUUCACUUGAUCCUUGAGGGUGGUCUACAAUUUCUGCUCAUGGGCACAAUUCACAGUUUCACAGCUAGCUAGCUUUACUUUGCUGACACGGCUGCUGGGUUUGUCUAAGCGCUAAUAUUAUUCAGAUGCACCAAGCAAAUACUGCUUGUGGGCUUCCUUUAGCCCAAUGCUUAGCUCCUCUGGCCAACAAUGGUUUCUCCUGGUACCCAACUGACCUGGAUGGCUCUCAGGGAUUUUCUGAGUCUGAAUCUCAAAUCAAAGCUGCAUCUAUUGGUUCUCAGGGUUGUUCCUAAGCCUUCACUGUGCAGAGUAUUCUACCACAUCUUUUCAGUUUGGAGCCUUUUCCCCUUUCUCAAUUUACCUGACUGACCAAUAGCCUGAAUGUAAGAACCCAAAUGUAGUAACCCUCUGUUUCAACUGUUUGCAACCAACUCAUAAAAUCUGACUGUUCAGUGACCUCUGAACAUUUUGGUUUGACCUGUUGAAAACCACUUAACAAGCCCAGCCCUUGUUCUCAUACAAGAUUAACUGGAAUGGUCACUGGCAUGCCCUGUCUCUCGAAUGCAAUAAACUUGACAGGCUGCCAGCCCAGACACACUAAUAGAUACCAAAACUAAGAUAAAUUUUAUCACACAUGACACUUAGCUAUAUCGCUGCUUCCAAAAGACAGAGUUAAAAUCUGAGAAACACAAAAGAGGGAGAUGGAUCUGGGUGUCGGGAGGUCUUCUCCGACAUUUGUCUCCAAUUUUAUACCUCCUCAUAAUUACAGGUGAUAUCAUGGUGGCAAAUUUAUUCACACUGACACAGAUUUAGAUAAUCUAGAUUGACUUCAGUAUACAGUGGGUGCUUCAUUCUUAGAGAUGAUGGUUUUGCAGAUCAAGCAUUGAAAUCCAAUUCCAUCAACAUAUGCUUUCUUUGUUUCUCAUGGGAUGGUUGACUUCAAUGGCUAGGCCAGCAUUUAUCACUGAUUCAAGCACACAUCAAAGGUCCCAUCUUUGAAAAAAGAAUGGGAUCACUUGUCUUGGAAUCCUGAGGAGGCUUUAUUCCUCACACAGUGGUCCAUCAAUCUGACUGGCAGUCUGUGAGAUAGCGCUGCGCGGAAAUUGGUUGUAAUAUUGCCAACAAAAUGGCAGUAACUCAUUUCAGAUAGUCAUCAUUGUUUGUGACGUUUUUUCGGAAACUCCAAAAGCUCUUUUCACCUCCUGCUCUGCAAAUGGUUUGAGUAGGGCAGGAGAAAAAGUCAGCGGAGGCUUAGAGAAAGAUUGGUUUCAGUGUCUAUUGGAAGGUAAACACUCAGGUCUCGGGCUGUUUAUCGAUGGUGAUAUGUCGCAAAUAAAAAAAAGUGAAGAUUAGCACAAUGUGAAUAAUGUAAUGUUAACAAUAAAUAUUCUGCUUAUUUGCUAAUUGUAUCCACGU
This is a messenger RNA of Rhincodon typus (whale shark), 5158 nucleotides long. Its product is annotated as P2Y purinoceptor 8-like. The record is from RefSeq and is a predicted model, not a curated record. Gene Ontology annotation, molecular function: G protein-coupled receptor activity. Gene Ontology annotation, cellular component: membrane. Gene Ontology annotation, biological process: phospholipase C-activating G protein-coupled receptor signaling pathway; positive regulation of Rho protein signal transduction. The coding region runs from base 651 to 1637 and encodes 328 amino acids. NCBI's taxonomy places the organism in Eukaryota, Metazoa, Chordata, Chondrichthyes, Orectolobiformes, Rhincodontidae. The transcript is spliced from 3 exons.